AAACAGAGCUGGUCCUGAACCACACAGACGCCACCCUGUCCGAGGGUCCAUUGGUUAGGGCUGUUGGCUGGAGGCUCUCAGAGCUGUGGGGAGGGAAGGGGACCCAACUCCGGGCAGAACCCGUGCCCUGGCUCACCCAGGGGCUGCUACUGAUUUGUGCCAAAGGGGGCUUGAGUCAGGGACAAAGGGCAGCCCCCAGAGUGCUCUGGCUGGAGCUCACGGAAGGAAAGGGAGGCAGCUGCCUUUUGUCGUUGGGGGAUACAUAGGCCUCGUUAACGUUGCUGAGUGGAGUGACUUAUUCAAGGUCACGCUGAGACAGCCGCAGAGCUGGCUGAUGACUGGUAGUGUUUUACCUACCUAGUCUCAGAGCCUUGACAUUGACCUUACCAGGUAACUAUUACAACAUUCUAUGGAAGGGCUAUGGAGUUCAGAGGUAGAAUGACAAGCCCAAGGUCACAUAGCUGGUUAGUAAAGGGCUGGGUUAGAGCCCAGGGCUACGGGUGCCACAGCCCAUGGUCCUUGCCACCUGCUCCAUCAGGUCCCCGACUCCCAGGGACCUAUGCCUCCCAGGAGCUAUGCCUCUACCAGUGUCAUUUUAUCCUGGUGCCUCUGACCCCACUGAACGAGGUCAGGGGGUGGCUCAAAGCUAUCGUUCACUCUGUUCUGUCUGCCCUCCCUUGUCCCCCAGACGUGGGGCUGGUGGCUCCCAAAGGCCCAGUGCCCACCCGGGUGAUCGAGGCCUCUUUGCAUGGUCACUGCAGUAAGUCCCCAUGUCCACGGUGGCCCAAGGAGCCUCUUCAUUUCCCUGCUGUGGCCGGGGGCCCAGCCGCAGGCCUGGGCUGGAGCGUGAACCAUUUGACUGAGGCUGGAUGUCCCUGCCACCGCGGUGCCGCCAGUGGGGCGUGCAUGCUAAAGAAAUGAGGGGCCACCAGUGCCCUGGUCGCCAGGCAGACCUGGAGCUCCUGGGGGGCAAGAGGAAGCAGCAGGGUGCAGACCCACACUCUUCACAGAGUCACGCCUUCAUUUUCAUUAAUUCCCCUACCGACACAUUCGUUAUCACAGUUCCUGUAGGUCCUCUGUCUAGAGGCGGCGUAGGAGAUAGUAAGAGUCACCAUUACUUGAACGCAGGCUGUGUGCCGGGCGUUGCGCUAAAUGCUUUAGACGUCACACCCUCGGAUCCUCAUCGCAGCCCCCGAAGGGACAUCCGUUAGUCCCAUUUCACAGACGAGGAGACUGAGGCACGCAUGGGUGAAGUAACCAGUGCACCAGUAGGAGGUGACUGCCUGAGUUUCUGUUUCUCAUGUCUGCCUGCCUGGGCACUGAGCACGGCCUUGAUGUCCUGCCUUAACCCCUCUUACCUGUGCCUUGGCCUCCCCACUCUCAGAGUUGACGUUUCUGUGGGAGCUGAGGAUCGAAUGACAUGUUUUAGAACAAAAUGCCAGGUCCUGUGCCCUGCAGAGUGAGAUGCUCAGUGAGUGAGAACUUACCUUCGCCCACCCUCUCAAUACCCUCAUCCUGGAUGCCUGUGCCCAGGAAGGAGAUGAAGCUGGGCUUCCCUGAGCACCUAUCCAUGGGCAGGUGCUCCUGCUAAUUAGCUUGGACCACACCAGCCUGGGAGGGAGGGAGUAGUAUUUUGGCCCCAUUUCACAGAUGAGGAAACGGAGGCUUAGGGAGCCUCAGGGAGACUUGUUCAGUAAGCGACAGGUACAGGGGCAAGAGCUGGCUAUACCAGCACCCCCUUGUCCUGGUCCCUCGAAGGAAUGCAGCAGCUUCUGGGUGGGAGCCAUCCAGCAGGUGGAUGGGAGUAGGUGUGGCUGACACUGGCUCCAGACAUAGCCAGCCUUGUCCCCCUCCCCCGGGUUGUUGACAGCCACCCUGGAUGGUGGAGCAGGUACCAUAUGACCCUAGGUGCCGGGGUACAUGAGCAUUCUGUUCUGGGGCUCUGCCAUGCCCUCCCUCCAGGCCCCAGGUGCGUGGCAGGUACUCUUCAGUCUCGUGAGCAUUUGGUGCACAGAGGCCAGGGCGAAACGAGGGAGCUGAUGUUCUGCCGGGCACCUGCUUGGUGAGGUGCAUCCGGGCAGGUGUUGUCGGAAGGAGAGUGAGGCUUGUGGAGAGAUCUGAGUCUUAGGAAGGAGAGUCAUACAGAAUCAUAGACCCUAGCCCUUUACUGGGCCUAGAACCGAGGGUCCCAUGCCAGUUCCGUACUAGGACAAAAGCCAUCAACACUGUAACGUAAUAUUCACUAUCAUGUAUGAGGUAGGUGCUUGAUGUAUUCAUCCCAUUUAAUCACCCUUGUUUGAGGUGGCUGUGCGCAUUUUACAGGCGAGGAAGCUGAGCGGAGUUAGGGCCUGCUGGUUGGCCCCUGUCCAGUGGUGCGGGUGGGGCCGUCCAGAGCCCCACAGAACAGGACCAGCCCCCUUCCCCAUCCCAGCCCUUUAUGCUCCCUUUAGCGACUAUCACCUUUUGGGCUCUUAUUGGGCUUGUGGUUGUUUGGAAUCUUCAGAUCUUUUUCUGAAUGAGACAAAGCUGGCUUGCGUGGAUCUCUGGACUCAAGAAGGUGUCCCAACCACAGCAGAGUCCCUCCUUCAGGCCUUAGCUGACCCCUAGGUCCCCAGCUUCUAGGGGUCACCCUACCCAUUACACUUUUGACAUCUCAGAGGGGUGACCAAUGAGGCUGGGUCCUCUGAUAACCAGCUCUGAGGCCUAUCCUGUGCCCUCUUCCAAGGUGUCUCUGAACCAAGCCAGCUGGCUCAGGGGCUGUGCAGCUCCCAGACCCUCCUUGGGGAAGCCCUGCCUGCCUACCCCUGUUCUACCCUCAGCUGGAUUGGAGCUAGGUUUCCAGCUGCCCAAUUUUGUCCUGGAGGAGGCAGUACUGGUAGGAAAGAGACAGGGGAAAUGGUGGGUGGGGCACAGAAGCAAACAGGAUGUACAAAGGUGGGGUAGGGGAGAGAAGCCGAUGCAGCACCCAGUCCCUGGGGUCAUGCCCCUUUUGGGGGCUCCCCCCUGCACUCUAGGCCCCUCCAACCACCAUGGCGGGGAGAGGGAGGAAGUUCAGGGCGGCCCCCUCCUGCCCAAAGCAAACAUGGCUAGUUCCUUUCUAUAAGCACCCAGGGAAGCAGAUGUAAGGCAAAUGGGCAGCAUCUCCCGGGCCCCUAUUUCCAUGGCUCGCCCCUGCCCCAUGAACUUUGCAUAAGUCUGUCAUGGUUCUCCAUCACCUUGGCAACCAGUAGCCACACAGGUGUGAUCAUGGGGACCUCGGGCCCUGGACUGGGCCGUGAGGAUGGCAGUGUGUUCAGCCUGGGCCACCGUGGGGCAUGUGCUCUGGGUGCAGCCCUGAAGGAGAACUGCAGGGCCUUGGUGUUCCUGGACAUUUGUUCUCAGGGCAGCCAGUGCCCUAGCCUCACCCACUUGCCCUUCUUAGGUGAUGUCAAGGCUAGAGGGGACCGCGGAGAUCAUCCAGCCCAGGGCAUCUCAAGGGUCACGGACUGAGCCUUGUGUCUUCCUGGAUCUGGGCGCACGGCUGCAUCUGUCAGUGUGUGUAUUAGUGUCCAGGGUUUUCAUCAGAAUCUCAAAAGGAUCCUUGCCCCUGAAAUGUUAAGAAGCACCGAGUCCAUUUUACAGGUGGGGAGACUGAGGCCCAGAGAAUGGAAGCCACUUGUGUGAGGGCAGCCUUCAGGUUGGGGCAGAGCUGAACCAGAAGCCAAGACUUCUGACUUUCUAUCCAGAGCUCCUUCUUCAGAUUUUAGUCUUCAGAGAAGAUCAUCCAUCUGGACUAAUAGCCCCCACUAAGCAGGGGGACCCCAUCAUUCCUUCCUCAUUGGAGUGCCUUGGCCAACACCAUUCCCAUGACCCCCCAUUAGGGUCUUGGAUUCCUCCAAUCCACAUACUUGCCAUGUGGCUUUGAAUAAGUUACUGUCCCUCUCUGAACCUCAGUCUCCUCAUCUGAAAAAUGGAGAGAUAAUAACAGCACCUCAAAAGGUAGUGAGAAUAAAACGGGAUGGCAGCCUGGCAUAGAAUGAGCCCUGCAAACGUGUUAAUGAUAGAAAUAACUUGUGCUCAUUAUCCCCAUCCUCCUCCCAUUCUUCGUGGCACAGACGCUGCCUCCCCCGUGGAGCUCUUGGCUGGCCCACACCUUCCCUCCUCCUUACCCCUUCUUGGCAACCAGCACAGCGUGGGUCAUCAUAGAGCUGUCCCGACAUGCUUUUGACUUGAUUGGAGCCCAGGGGAAAUCCACCUGCUUUUCCGGCCCUUUGGCGACUGGCCCUCUCUGGGCCUCAGUUUCCCCAUCUGUAUAAUGGGUAGGUUUGUGGAGCUCUGCAGACCCUCUCAGCUCUGAUACAAUACGCCACACUAUGGAUGGCCCUGGUGCCCCUGGCAUCUUCCAGCAUGUGCUGCCUUCACGAGCACAUGGCCCUGAUUUCUGUCUCCAGACCGCAAGCCGUAUCCCUAGUGUGUCCUGGCUGUGUCCCUUGUGCCCCACCCAGCCCUGGCACAUAGUGGGCUCUGCUAGUGCCCUCUGGAUACAUGGUUUUCUCAGCCACUCUUGUCCUCCACAACGCCACACCCAGGGGGCUCCAGUUAACUUAGAUGCUCUUUUUCUCUACCAACCCCUUACCCCCAAGCUUUGCUAAAUAAUCUGACUUGACUGGGAGCCUCCAGAACAUUCCAGGGCCACCCAGCAACUGGCAUCUUUAUUCUCCCUCUUCAAACUGACGCACACACUCAUUGUGCCUGGAACUGGUCCUUCACCAACACCUUGGCCUUGAGGUGGGACCUGCACUGGGAGAGGGCGGCACCAGUCCCCACCCCCGUGGUGGGUGUAGCUCCUGAGGGCAGAACACACCCAAAUCAGACAGUACAGGGUUGAGAGCUUGGCAGCUUGGGUCUAAAUUCUAGUGUCAUUGGGAAUUCCCUGGCGGUCCAGUGGUUAGGACCCGGUGCUUUCACUGCUGUGGGCCCGGGUUCAGUCCCUCAUCCGGGAACUAAGAUCCCGCAAGCUGUGCGGUGCGGCCAAAAAAAUUAAAAUAAAUAAAUUCUAGCGUCACUCCCUAUUAAAUGUGUGCUUUUCGGCAAGUUGCUUAACUGUUCAGCUUCAGUUUCUUCACUUUAAAAAUGGGAGUAAUAAUGGCUGCUUUGCAGGGUAGCUAAACGAUAUGAUGCACAAAAAGUGCUUGGCACUGUGCCUGGCAUACGAUACACCCCAGAAAAGUGCUGUUUAGUUAUUGUCUUCACGGCUCCCUAAGUAUCUGGCCGGGCAGAGGACAGUGGUCUCGGGGGCUCCUAGAACGCCACCAGGGACCGCGUUCCAAGGAGGCCAAUGUGGCUGUAGUUUGGGGCACACAGCGCAGGAGAGAGCAGGCGGGGCAGGAUGCGUGAGCUGGGGCCAAGCUGGGGAGGCCUUGAAAGCCAAGGCCAGGAGCUCGGCUGUGAUCCUACAGCAAUGUGGAGUCCCAGGGGGCGUUAGAGCCAAGCUGUGAUAGACUCAGAGCUGUCCUUCAGGGAUUUAAACUGUCAACCUGAGGCAGACGGGGAGGUCCAGACAGGAAGUUAUAAGGGUCUGAGCUUGGGGUGUGGCAAAAGGGGGAGGAGUCUGGAGAGAACCGAUAGACACUGUGAAUUAGUGCUGGGGCUUUUGACCUGCUGACACGGAGGGUGAAUAAGUUCCAAAGAGGACCUCCCCAUUGUACAGAUGAGGAAACUGAGGUCAGGAGAGGGGAGAGCUAGGACCAGAACCCACACCUCCAGACAUCCCAUGCAGGGCUCUUCCUUUCAUUCUAUGGGUUGGAUCUCCCCACCCCCCACUGUUUGACAUACACCCAGAGAGGGCCAGGGCCAGGCCCCAAAUCACGCAGCAAAUCCUGCAUCUUUCCACAGCACCCAGAGGCCUCCCCCUGUUGUUUUCAAUGUCUGUGGGUUGACUCCACCCCAGGGGAGGUCAGGGGCGAGGGAGGGGGUGCUCCCUCUGGAGUUGCUAAAUUCACAGCCAGUAUCUUUCAGGGUAACUUCGAGAAGAUUUGGGCUCUUUCAGCUGGGCUCAGAGCCCGGGGUGCCCCCCAGGGCAGUUCAUUUCAUUACAAGAAAGGACAAUCUCGCACUCUGGCAAAUUUACCUUUCUCCAGGGUCUGCCCUGCACCCCGCCGUUCACACAUGCCUUCUUAUUUAAUCCCCACACCGAUCUCAUGAGGCUAGAAUUAUUAUUCCUAUUUCAGUAGCAAACAGAGGCUCAGAGAGCUUAAGUAACCUGCCCAUUCUCACACAGCACACAGAGCUGAUGUCCAGUCCAGGCCGGCUGGACAUGCUGCCUCAAUGUUCCUCGAGUGUAGACACACAUGUCAGCAGGAGCUGGUCAAUGAUGUAGGUCUGUCACCAGGGGCGCAGUGCUGAUACAGGUGGAAGAGUCACUGCAACGCAGAGCAGAAGUUGUUCCCGUGAACUGGCACCAGGAAAGGGUUCUAGGAGGAGGUGAGGCUCCAACUGGCCCUUGAAGGAGGAUCAGGGUUUGGCAGGGGUGGGCAGGGGGACAGUACUGAGUUUCCAAUCCCCUUAUUGUCCCUUGGAGCCUCCUCCCACCAUAAGCCUGGGCUCCAGGAGCAGCAUUCAGGCCUGUGACAUAUCCACCUAGGCUGGGCGUUUUAUAGCAGGCCCCCAAGGCUCCUGCUAGGCCAUGUUGUUGGGUCAGGAAAGGACCAAAACAGCAUUCUGUGGACAAGGGUCUUUGAUUAAAACAGUCCCUGAUCUGCUGGAGCCGUCUCCCUCCAUUCCACUCCUUGGGGGCAGUCACCUUCAACGUUAGGAAUUUUCAACUUUCCUUUCUGCCAACACCCCUGGCCCUGGGUCCUGGAUCCAAGGGGGGAUACCUAGAGAGGGCUCCCUCUGCAGAGGUGAUGAUGGAUUAUUGGGCUGACAGAUGUGGGAGCCCACUCCCACUUCCCAAUCUCUUUGCCGCUGUUCUGCUACUUUGACCAAAAGCAAGGUGCUCGCGAUGUAAUAUGGCAUGGAGGUUAAGAGCCAGGCCCUGAGGUCUGGCUGUGUGAUUUGAAUCGCAGCUCUGCUUGUUGUGCAACCGACACUGAGUUUCUUACCUUCUCUGUGCCUCAGUUUCCUCACCUGUGAAAUGGGGUUAGUAAUAGUCCUAGUUACUGUGAGUGUUAAAUGAUGGUGAGUGACAAGCACUCAGCGUGAUGCCUGGUUCUUAGAAUCAGUGGCUGCUGUUUUGGAACAACUACUAUGGGUCAGGGGCGGGACACACGACCACGUGCCAGCCCCAACUUGGUCAGGCUCUGGAGUGUGGGCUCCCUUUGCCCCCCUACUCUGUCUCCUGAUGGGAGCAUCUGUGUCCUUUACUCCCAAAUGCUUGAAACAUCAGGGAGAUGUGACCUGACCUCAUCUAAAUGGCAGAAGGUGUAGGUGUGGCCAGGUUAGCAGGACAUGCUCUGUCUACUGCCAGAUGGGGCUCUCCUGGACCAUCCAGGCUCUGCUGUGCCCUAAGAAGGGAUCAUCCUCAUUCCAGCCUCCUCCCCUUCCUUCAGAGCCCUCAAACUUCUCUGCCUGUCCCAGGUGCUUUCCUGCUCCUUGGACAGUGACAGGACCCAUAUGUAAAUGUCUGCGCAAAUCCCCUGGGGUUAGGUUGCCAGCUCUCCAGGGAGGCAAAGCCACCUCUGGGACCUCCACUUCACAGCCAUGGGAGCCCAGGGCAGGGUGGUCUGCUCCCUGAUCUUCCUGCUGCGGGCCCUGGCUGAGCUGACUGAGAACUCGGAGUUCUACUUGCUUGAGGAUUACCUCCUGGGUGGCCUCUUCACCUUCCAUGCCAACGUGAAGGGCACUGUCCACCUCAACUACCUGCAGGUGCCCAGGUGCAAUGAGUAUGAGAUGAAGGUGCUGGGCUACAACCUCAUGCAGGCCAUGCGCUUUGCAGUGGAGGAAAUCAACAAUGACAGCAAUGACAGCAGCCUGCUGCCCAGUGUGCUGCUGGGCUAUGAGAUGGUGGACACCUGCUACAUGUCCAACAACAUCCAUCCUGUGCUCUACUUCCUGUCACAGGACGACUAUUUCCUGCCCAUCCAGGAAGACUACAGCCACUACAUACCCUGUGUGGUGGCCAUCACCGGCCCUGACAACUCCGAGUCCCCCAUGACUGUGGCCCACUUCCUCUCCCUCUUUCCCCUUCCACAGCCAGGAGCCUGGAUGAGAUCACCAAGGGAAGGGGAGCAGAUGGAGAAGACACAAGGACUGAAGGCUGAGCCCUGGGGUCCCCCAAGGUCAAGAGGUCAUAGAGAAGAGGAGAAGAAGCAACCAGUGAAAGGGGAAGAAAACCGAGACUGUGCCAUCCCAGAGGCUGCGGAAGGAAAUGUGACUAAUCUGAGGAGGACGAUGAUCACCUACGGUGCCAUCAAUGACCAGCUGCAUUUCCCAGCUGUGCUGCGCACGGCGCCAGGUGUGCAUCACCAAAUGGAGACCGUGGUGCAGUUGAUGCGGCACUUCCGCUGGCAUUGGAUCCUUGUGUUGACAAGCAGCGAUGACUAUGGCCGCGGCAGCAGCCAGCUGCUCAGCGAGUGCCUGGCCCACCGUGACAUCUACAUCGCCUGCCGGGAGUCGCUGCCCAUGCCGCAGCCCAACCGGACGAUGACGCAGCAGGAGCGUGAGCGCCUGGAGGCCAUCAUGGGCAAGCUGCAGCAGAGCAUGGAGCGUGUCGUGGCCGUGUCCUCGCCAGACCUGGCCCUGUUCAACUUCUUCCGCGAGGUUCUGCGCCAGAACUCCACGGACUGGGCCAUCGAGCCGGUCCAGCACCACCUCACCCAGCUGCAGCGCACAGGCACCUUCCUGGGCAUCACCACUGAGCAGAGCGUGCCCAUCCCGGGCUUCAGCGAGUUCCGCGUGCACCGCUCCCAGGUCAGCCGGCCCGCGCUCAACAGGAGCAGCCUGGGGGCCACCUGCAACCAGGAGCGUGACACCUGUAUGGACACCUCUGAGUCCUUCAACACCAUCCUCACGCUCUCUGGCGAACGCGUGGUCUACAGCGUGUACUCCGCCGUCUACGCUGUGGCUCACGCGCUGCAGAGCCUCCUGGGCUGCAACCAGACCGGCUGCCACAAGGAGGUGGUCUACCCUUGGCAGAUCGCUGUGUCUGUGUGUUCCAAGGACUGCCAUCCUGGGCAAAAGAAGAAGCCAGCUGUCAUCCACCCCUGCUGCUUCGAGCGUAUUGACUGCCUCUGUGGCACCUUCCUCAACACCGAGCUGCAGUUGCUGUGGGCUCUUGCAGGUGAAUUCGACUGCCAGCCCUGCCCAAGUUACGAGUGGUCCCACAGGAAAGACACCACCUGCUUCAAGCGGCAGCUGGCCUUCCUUGAAUGGCAUGAGGCACCCACCAUCACUGUGGUCGUGCUGGCUGCCCUGGGCUUCCUCAGCACCCUGGCCAUCUCGAUAAUCUUCUGGAGGCAGUUUCAGACGCCCAUGGUUCACUCGGCUGGGGGGCCUGUGUGCUUCCUGAUGCUGACGCCUCAGCUGAUGGCAUACAUGGUGGUCCCCGUGUAAGUAGGGCCGCCCGUGGUCUCCACGUGCCUCUGCCUCCAGGCCUUCUUCACACUCUCCUGCAUCACCGUGCGCUCUUUCCAGGUCAUCUGCAUCUUCGAGGUGGCCAGACGCCUCCCACGGGCCUACGGCUUCUGGGUCCGCUGCCAUGGGCCCUACGUCUUCGUGGCAUUCAUCACGGUGCUCAAGACGGUCAUCGUGGGGAGCAGCAUACUGGCCGUGACCACCAACCCUACUGCCCGCACUGACCCCGAUGACCCCAAGCUCACGACCCUGUCCUGCAACUCCAGCUACCAGCGGGGGCUGCUGAUCAACACCAGCCUGGACCUGCUCGUCUCCGUGCUGGGCUUCGGCUUCGCCUACAUAGGCAAGGAGCUGCCCACCAGCUACCACGAGGCCAAGUUCAUCACCUUCUGCAUGACCUUCUACUUCACCUCCGCCGUCUUCCUCUGCACCUUCGUGUCUGUCUACGAGGGGGUGCUGGUCACCAUCCUGGACCUCUUGGUCACUGUGCUCUACCUCCUGGGCAUCACCCUGGGCUACUUCGGCCCCAAGUGCUACGUGAUCCUCUUCUACCUGGAGUGCAACACGCCAGCCUACUUCAACAGCAUGAUUCAGGGCUACACCAUGGGGAGGGGAUAGCACUCCUGUCAUCUGCGCAUUGGGAUGAGGGCCCCAGCUUUGGGAGGUGGAGGCCAGGGGCUUGUUUGUUCAACUCCAGAUGGAUCCAAGGAAGCCACCCCCAACGAUUACCACCAUGCCCUGGUAUCUGAUUUGGCGUUCCUCCGAGGUUCUCUGCGUCCUGGCCAUUUUUACCCACCUAGCGAUGGAUGUCUAGAAACAUUUGCCCUUCGUUCCUUUCCCUCGAGCUGUUUAGCUUGCCAGGCAAUGCCACCCCAUUCUAGAAAAACAACCCAAGCUGACCUAUUGGUCUCCAAGGACUGAGUCCAGUUUGGCAGCCUACAGCCGCCAUCUGGUGGUCACUGUGGGUACCUGCAGGUUCACGGUGAAGGGACGCCUGCUGGAGGGCUGGGCUGGGGUUGGAGGAUGUGAGCUCAAAUAAUGCUGCCCUGCCUCAUUCACUAGCUGCCCGUGUGUCCGCGCCUCAUCCCCGAGAUUCCCCCAGAGCACGAAUCCCCGGCUUCUCUGUUGUCUCUGAGUACGGCUGAGCCCAUAAAUGCUCGGGAAUAAACCUCGCUUGGGUGAAACGAAUGAGUUUCCUUCUUGUUUUCCGGAGGUCCCCUAAGAAGAUGUGGAAUCGGAGACCUCGGUUUCAAUCCCAGCAUUGCCACUUCCGAGCUGUGUACCUUGGGCCAAUUAUUUACUGCCCCUGAGCCUACACUUCCGCGUCCCUAAAAUGGGAGCAUUGAAGGAUCAGAGACAAGGGGUGCGAAGUGCAUACUCAGUAAAUGCCAACCGUUGCAAAUCCACAUGUCCCUGGAACCAUCAGGGGCAAAAUAAGACUGUGUUUCCUUUUUACACCCUGAUGUCGUCCAUGGUAUAUCUUCUAGUCCAUGGCACUAGCCUCUGUUGGAAACUGGCCCCCACCCAGUAAAUACUGGGUGUUGUUAUGGGGUGCUCGAGCCUCUCACGUGCUCCAGAGCCACUGUGUACCAUGGCACUGCCAAACCCGGGAGAGGCUGCUCUGCUGGGUGUGGCCGUGUGCAUGUCAACCACCCACGAUGGUGGGCUCCAGCUGCAGGAGGGGCCCUGUCUUCCCUGUUCAGGGGUCAGACCUGGCCUCUGACAGCUCACCAGGGAGCCACAACUUCCGUACAACUGCUGCCUGCCCAGAGAGGU
Molecule: messenger RNA, 11328 nt
Organism: Delphinapterus leucas (beluga whale)
Lineage: Eukaryota; Metazoa; Chordata; Mammalia; Artiodactyla; Monodontidae
Gene: TAS1R2
Product: taste 1 receptor member 2
Biological process (GO): sensory perception of sweet taste; G protein-coupled receptor signaling pathway
Cellular component (GO): plasma membrane; sweet taste receptor complex
Molecular function (GO): sweet taste receptor activity; G protein-coupled receptor activity
Source: RefSeq, a predicted model, not a curated record